AUGUGGACGUCGCUACCAGUGCUCUCGUUUCUGUCUGUUUUGUUCUUGUAUGGAUGCAAGUGCGCUUCGGGGUUCGCCUGUCCGAGGAUCUGCCGCUGUUUCUCCAACACAAUCAGAUGUAACAAUGUGACAGAAGGGUCAGUUCAGACGACGGGCCACAGAGAUAAAAGACUGUUUCUCUAUCACUUGUCAUUGCAAACAAUUUCCAGCCAUUCUUUCGAGAGUUUGAAAAGAGUCCAGAGGAUUGAGAUUGCUCAGAGUGUAACCCUGGAAACCAUUGAGGCAUUAGCUUUUAAUAACCUUCUCAACCUCUCUGAAAUCUCAAUCCAGAACACCAGGAGUCUGAUGCAUAUUGCCAGAAGGACAUUUACCAACCUUCCAAAACUACAUUACUUGAGCAUCUCAAAUACUGGGAUAACAGUUUUUCCUGACAUUACAUCCAUCAAUUCUCUUGAAUCAGAGUUUAUCCUGGAUAUCUGUGACAACCUGUACCUACUGGAAAUACCUCCAAAUGCUUUCACUGGAAUGACAAAAGAAUACAUCACAAUGAACCUGUACAACAACGGCAUCAGAGAAAUACACGACCAUGCCUUCAACGGGUCAAAGAUAGAUAAGCUGGUAUUAAAGAAUAAUCGAAACCUCAGAGUGAUCCACAGAGAUGCUUUCAAAGGAGCCACGGGCCCUGGGGUCUUGGAUGUGUCUGCGACAGCUCUCGCAAUGUUACCACCGCAGGGACUGGAGUCAGUUUUGGUGCUGUUCGCUCAGUCAGCGUACGCCUUAAAGAGCCUGCCUCCUCUGCAGGGACUGUGGAGCCUGAGAGAGGCCCAUCUCACCUACAACAGUCACUGCUGUGCACUGCUGAGCUGGAACACCCACAGGGACUUUCCUGUUAAUCCUGCAUGGAAUAAUGGCUCUUCUUACUGUGAUAAGGGUGACCCAUCAGCAAGGGUUCAGCAGGUGAUUGGAGGCUCAACAGACACAACUCUCGUCAUGGAUGUUCCAGUUUUCUCAAACGCUGAUCUGUUCAUGGAGGAUGAAAACUUUGGAAACUUGAAUUUUCACUACCCAGAACUGGACUUCUGUCAGACCCAACCGACUCUGGUUUGUACUCCUGAAGCUGAUGCCUUUAAUCCCUGUGAGGACAUUGCGGGCUUCAGCUUUCUCAGAGUUGCCAUUUGGUUCAUCAACAUCCUGGCCAUCACAGGUAACCUGACGGUGCUCCUGGUCUUCUUCACCAGCCGUACCAAGCUGACGGUGCCUCGCUUCCUCAUGUGUCACCUGGCAUUUGCAGACCUUUGCAUUGGGAUCUACCUUCUGAUGAUAGCCACGGUAGACCUGCGCACACAUGGUCACUACAGUCAGCAUGCUAUUGAAUGGCAGACUGGGCCUGGCUGUAGUGCUGCAGGCUUCUUGUCUGUGUUUGGUGGCGAGCUGUCAGUCUACACGCUUUGCAGCAUCACCCUGGAGCGCUGGCAUACCAUCGCCAACGCUCUGCAGGUAGAGCGUCGUCUGGUUCUCACUCAGGCAGCGAGUAUAAUGGCAGUUGGAUGGCUCAUCUGUCUGGGGUUGGGGAUGCUGCCCCUGGUUGGCGUGAGCAGUUACUCCAAAGUCAGCAUGUGCUUACCCAUGGACAUAGAAACACCUUUGGCUCAGGCCUUCAUCAUAAUCAUCCUGCUCUUCAACGUGGCUGCCUUCAUUGUCGUGUGUGUUUGUUAUGUGCUGAUCUAUCUGGCUGUGAAGAACCCUGAGAUCCCUGGAAGAAGUGCUGACACCAAGACUGCCAAGCGCAUGGCCGUGCUCAUCUUCACUGAUUUCCUCUGCAUGGCCCCCAUCUCCUUCUUUGCCAUCUCGGCUGCGUUCAAGGUUCCCCUCAUCACGGUCACCAACUCCAAGAUCCUGCUGGUCCUCUUCUUCCCCAUCAACUCCUGUGCCAAUCCCUUUCUCUACGCUAUCUUCACCAAGGCUUUCAGGAAGGACGUGUAUCAGCUCAUGAGUGCAAUGGGCUGCUGUAAAAACAAGGCCAAUGUUUAUCGUAUGAAGGCCUACUGCUGUGAGGAUACAAUCAAGAAAAACUCUGGACCCAAUAAUAAAGCAUCCCGCACAGGAACAAGGCUUGAUGACAUGCCACAGCACAGCCAUCACCUAAAAGAGGAGGGGGAGCUCACCUGA
Plectropomus leopardus (leopard coralgrouper) is the source of this 2169-nucleotide messenger RNA. It is a transcript of the gene lhcgr, whose product is annotated as luteinizing hormone/choriogonadotropin receptor. Lineage: Eukaryota; Metazoa; Chordata; Actinopteri; Perciformes; Serranidae. Gene Ontology annotation, molecular function: luteinizing hormone receptor activity; G protein-coupled peptide receptor activity. Gene Ontology annotation, cellular component: plasma membrane. The record is from RefSeq and is a predicted model, not a curated record. Gene Ontology annotation, biological process: luteinizing hormone signaling pathway; hormone-mediated signaling pathway; ovulation cycle process.